AUGGAUGUGGCUCCUCCUCUGAUGAAUUCUUCAGGCUUACUUCCAACCGGUUCUUUGUUAGAAUCGUUGAUUCAAAUCUCGAAUGAAGUAUCAUCCAUGGAAAAGAUUCCAACUACACAAUCCAAAAAUGUUUCAAUUAUGAUAAGAAGGAUCAAACUUCUUUCAUCACUGUUUGAAGAAAUUCAAGAAACAAACACUCAACUUCCGCCUUCGUCUAUCUUGUGUCUCACUGAGCUUUAUUCAGUGAUUAGGAGGGUGAAAUCAUUGAUACAAGUGUGUAAAGAAGGUAGCUGUCUAUGGAACCUUAUUCGAGUAGAGAGCAUUUCAAAUCAGUUUUAUGUGACUGUGAAGGAAAUGAGUAGAGCUUUAGAUAUCUUACCACUUAGCUUGUUGAAGAUAGCUGCAGACACAAGAGAACAAGUUGAACUUCUUCAUAAACAAGUCAAACGAGUUGACUUGUUGGUUGAUUGUAACGAGAUUCAAAGAAGAGACGAGCUUCUUCAAGUAAUGAUGUCUAGCAGUUCCAAAAGCAGCAAAAGUAAAGGAAUCACUGACUUUGGGAAAGUCAAAGUGAUUAUGACUGGAAUUGGUUUGAAAACACCACUUGAUUAUGAAGAAGAGAUUUCAAAGCUUGAGGCUGAAGCAGAGAAGCAAGCAGGGACAGGGGGGCUUAUCGUGGUAUCCAAUAUAAACAAUCUCAUUUCACUCGUUUCAUUAUCGAAAGCAAUGGUUUUCAACAAAGAAGAUCACAAGAUAGCUGAAGGGGAAAGUACCGAUAACAACUCCCCACUGAGUUACUAUCCUUCUUCCCAAUCAAUGAUCAUCAACAUUCCAGACGAAUACCGUUGCCCAAUUUCACUUGACCUAAUGAGGGAUCCAGUGAUAGUAGCAUCAGGCCACACCUACGACAGAGUCUCAAUCGCACAAUGGAUCAACUCUGGGCACCAUACAUGUCCCAAAAGUGGACAAAGGCUCAUCCAUAUGGCACUCAUUCCAAACUAUGCACUCAAAAGCUUGAUCCACCAGUUUUGCCAGGAAAACAACAUACCAUUAACCGAUCCUGAAUCAUCAAGUUCUUCUUCGUCUCAUCUUGAAAGAACCCCAAGUAUGAAGCGGAAGUUACCUGAAAAAGCAGUUGAUCACAUUUCUGCAACAAAAGCUGCCAUGGAUGCUGUAAAGAUGACAGCAGAAUUCUUAGUGGGUAAAUUAGCAAUGGGUUCGAUUGAUAUCCAAAGGCAAGCAGCAUAUGAAUUGAGAUUACUAGCCAAAACUGGGAUGGACAAUAGGCGGAUAAUUUCAGAGGCGGGUGCAAUUCCUUUUUUGGUAACAUUACUUUCGUCACAUGAUCCAAGAAUACAAGAAAAUGCAGUCACGGCACUUCUGAACCUUUCCAUAUUUGACAACAAUAAGGUGUUGAUAGUGGCUGCAGGAGCAAUAGACAGCAUAGUAGAUGUUCUAAAUUCAGGUAAAACAAUGGAGGCUAGGGAAAAUGCAGCAGCUACAGUAUUCAGCUUAUCGAUAAUUGAUGAUUAUAAAGUGAUUAUUGGUAGCUGUCCAAAAGCUAUUCCAUCAUUGGUUGGGCUGUUGAAAGAUGGAACUACAGCAGGCAAAAGGGACGCUGCAACAGCAUUGUUUAAUCUUGCGGUUUAUAGUGUAAAUAAAGUGAGCGUUGUUCUUUCAGGGGCGGUACCUCUUUUAAUUGAUUUGUUGAUGGAUGAUAAGGCAGGAAUUACUGAUGAUGCAUUGGCGGUGCUUUCUUUGCUAUUGGGUUGUUCCGAGGGACUUGAAGAAAUAAGGAAGAGUAAAAUUUUGGUUCCAAUUCUGAUUGAUCUUUUAAGAUUUGGAUCUCCAAAGGGAAAGGAGAAUUCGUUAACUUUAUUAUUGGGGCUGUGUAAAGAUGGUGGUGAUGAAGUUGCUAGAAGACUAUUGAUGAACCCAAGAAGCAUACCAUCUCUUCAAAGCUUGGCUGCUGAUGGAUCUAUGAAAGCUCAAAGAAAGGCUGAUGCUCUGCUUAGAUUGCUCAACAGAUGCUGCUCGCAGUCUCGAAGUCCUGUUGAAUGAAGCACACAGAGAUUGAUUAAUUGCAAAUUGAAAAUUGAAAAUGUAUAUUCAUGGAGAUUGACAUACAGAAAAUGUUGUAUUUAUAUGUUCUUGUGAAUCAACCCACUUUUAAUGCAUAAAGUG
Messenger RNA from Erigeron canadensis, 2184 nucleotides. Its product is annotated as U-box domain-containing protein 1-like. The transcript has a single exon. Bases 1 to 2061 code for a protein of 686 amino acids. Gene Ontology annotation, biological process: cell surface receptor signaling pathway; protein ubiquitination. NCBI's taxonomy places the organism in Eukaryota, Viridiplantae, Streptophyta, Magnoliopsida, Asterales, Asteraceae. Gene Ontology annotation, molecular function: ubiquitin-protein transferase activity; protein binding. Gene Ontology annotation, cellular component: nucleus; cytoplasm. The record is from RefSeq and is a predicted model, not a curated record.